GGGUCCGGUUCAUUAUGUCUCCGAUCGCGCGAUGACCGACCGCGCACCAACGGCCGCGUAAUAAAAACACCAUUUCUCCCUCGCGAGAUCAACGUGACGUGUGCGAGCGCGCGUUUUUAAUCGUUCGAGUUUUUCGAAUAUCCGGAUGAUAUUCGAUUGGAGUUUUUUUUUUUUUUAAAUUAAACAUUGAAGGAUUUUAAAAGAUCCGAAUCGUUCGUUCGGCUCUCCAACCUACAGCUCGUUAAAGUCCAGCGUCCGUAACCAGAAAAAGUUCCAAGUGAUCGAUACACACCCAUCGGCGUUUCAAAAGGAUACGCCAUGGAUUUCCGAUUGACUCAGAAGUGUUUUGUGUGUCUAUUGUUGAUAGUCACAACAAAUGCCGUAAUCAACUCCGGUACAAAUGAAGAGAAGUCGCCGACAAGAAGAGAUGCAAGUCUCGGCGUACCAUCAGAUUCAUAUGGUGCACCACCUCCUUCAUUUGGCGCGCAUCAGAUUAAAUACGGACCACCACAGGCUUAUAUUUCAUCUGAUUUAAAAGCACCUAACAUUAAUUAUGGACUUCCGUCGAACUCCUACGGUCUGCCAAAACCUAGUUUUAAACCUUUAAAACCUGACUAUGGACCACCACCACAAGAUUCGUACGGGUUACCACCAAAACCAGUAUAUGGUGCUCCUCAAAUACCGAACUCUGUGUAUGGUCCACCAUCUGGACCUCCAAGUUCUUCUUACGGUGUUCCAUCAGUAUCUUAUGCAAAGGGGCCUCCAGGUGUACCAUCUCCACCAACCCCACCUCAUAUCUCUUACCACGGUUGGCAACCAAUUCCGGGUAUAUCAAUCCCAUAUAUUCAGAAAAAUAAUGGUUAUGAACAAUCGUCCUUAGGAACUGCGUAUGGUCCACCACUGCCUCAAGGAGGAGGUUGUUGUAAUAAUAAUAUUAAUUCCAUAGAUACUUCUUAUGGAGGUUCACCUCCACCAGUAUUACCGGCAUCUAAUUUAGACUAUGGUCCACCAAAAGAUGGAAAUUCUUAUCACGGAAGCUCUCACGCUCAGUCAUUGACGAGUUUAUAUAAACCACCACCAAUUAUUCCAGAUACCGGUUAUGGACCUCCAACUCCUUCUAAGCAGCCAUCUGACUCAUAUGGACCUCCACCCAGUGGUUCUUAUGGGCCACCUCCAAAAGAUUCUUAUGGACCACCACCUAAAGAUUCAUAUGGACCACCUCCAAAAGAUUCUUAUGGUCCACCACCUAAAGAUUCAUAUGGACCACCUCCAAAAGAUUCUUAUGGUGCACCACCUAAAGAUUCGUAUGGACCACCUCCAAAAGAUUCAUAUGGUGCACCGCCUAGUGGUUCAUAUGGCCCGCCACCUAAAGAAUCACAUGGACCACCUCCAAGUGGAUCAUAUGGACCCCCUCCAAAAGAUUCAUACGGACCACCACCAAGUGGAUCAUAUGGACCACCUCCAAAAGAUUCGUACGGACCACCUCCAAAAGAUUCAUAUGGACCCCCUCCAAAAGAUUCAUAUGGACCCCCUCCAAAAGAUUCAUAUGGGCCACCACCAAGUGGAUCAUAUGGACCACCUCCAAAAGAUUCGUAUGGACCUCCACCUAGUGGUUCGUAUGGACCUCCACCCAGUGGUUCUUAUGGGCCGCCUCCAAAAGAUUCGUAUGGACCUCCACCAAGUGGAUCAUAUGGACCACCUCCAAGUGGAUCUUAUGGACCUCCUUCUAAACCUUCAUACAACCCACCUCCAAAAGAAUCACACGGACCACCACCAAGUGGAUCAUACGGGCCGCCUCCAACUGGAUCGUAUGGACCACCUCCCAAAGGUUCUUAUGGAUCUAAACCAAGUGGAUCUUAUGGACCACCACCAAGUGGAUCAUAUGGACCCCCUCCAAAAGAUUCAUACGGACCACCACCAAGUGGAUCAUAUGGACCGCCUCCAAAAGAUUCGUACGGACCUCCACCAAGUGGAUCAUAUGGAGCACCUCCAAGUGAUCUUAUGGACCUCCUUCUAAACCUUCAUAACUCUCCUCCUAAAGAAUCACAUGGACCACCUCCAAGUGGAUCAUACGGACCUCCUCCAAGUGGAUCAUACGGACCACCUUCCAAAGGUUCAUAUGGAUCUAAGCCAAGUGGAUCUUAUGGACUACCACCAAGUGGAUCAUAUGGACCCCCUCCAAAAGAUUCGUAUGGCCCACCUAAAGAAUCAUAUGGUCUACCAUCAUCUGGAUCAUUUGGUCCACCGAAGGAAUCUUAUGGGUUACCAUCAAUUGGAUCAUUUGGGCCACCCAAGGAGUCUUAUGGCUCACCUUCUAAGCCUGCAUAUAAUCCUCCAUCACCAAGUGAAUCAUAUGGUGCCCCAUCUAAGGACACAUAUGGAAUUCCUUCUCUAGGUUUCAUUGAUAAUUCAUUGCAAAUACAAUAUGCCUCACCGUCAGCGUCUUCAUACAAUGGUCUUCCACCAGAAGGAACUUUCGGAACACCUUUAGCUAUUUGCUGUGGUACACCCCCACCAGAUUUAGCGUCACAAAAGCCUGCAGACUCUCAGUAUGGAUUAACCUACGGACAAGCAUCUGGAAGACAAAUACCUGGGCCAAAUCUUCAGCCAAAAAGUCCAGUAAAAAAUAGGGCGCCAGUUCCACCGGGUCUUGUAGAAUCAACACAGUAUAAUAGUUUCCAAGGCGAACCAUAUAUACCUCCUCCAGUUUCAGAAGUAUCAGCAACUGGAAAUGAUGCAUAUGCUGCUCCAUCAAGUUCUACAGGUUACAGUAGUUCUAACAGUAACCCAGGUAUAGAGCAUAGUCCAAUAGUUGCACAAGAUCAACAACAGUAUACCAUUCCUGUUACUCAAGAUACACCAAAUAAUGGUCUAUACAAUCAAGGAUUAUCUACAUCGUACGCUUUACCAGCUCCUGAAUCUUAUCAGCAUAUAACACAAACAGUUUCAGUGAAUAAUGCAAAUCAAGAACCUAACAGUUAUGUUCAGCCAAAUCAACUUUUAUUAUCAAAUGUUGACAACUAUGGAACUCCACAACAAGCAUUUGACUUAAAUCAACAGAUUGAAGAAAAUAAAAAUAACCCACAACAGAGAGACGCAGAGAAUAACUCACAACAGUCAGGAAAUAAUAAUUACCAACAGCAACCAGAUGGAGUGGAUGUUAACGAUAUAGUCAAGUCGUUAGGUUUAGAAGGAUCCUCCGUUGUCGGUUCUAAAUCUGUUGACAUAAAUGGUAUACAAGAGUAUCCUGUACAAGGAUCUAAUGGCAACUACAUGCUGCAAAUCCAACCAGGUCAAGGAGGUGGCGAAAACGUCGCUCAUGAUCAGGUACUUUCUAAUGGAUUACUUCAAGACAUUUUGUCAGCCAUCGAAAACCAACAGAAAUCAGAUAACUCAUACGAUAACCAACCACAAGGGUCAGAAGUACGACAAAUCACAACGGCAGCAGUCAACACUAGUACUGAGUGGCCAGAAAAUUCUGCAAAUAAAAAACAAGAAAUCGCUCUAUUUUAUAGCACGAGAGACGGAAAAGGACAGUCUACUCAAGGCACGGAAACACUUCCCAAUGAAAUAAAUCAUUUGAGUGUGAACGAGGUGUCCAAUGGAAACUUCGUUUCAUACAAGUCGCCUAAAGUGAAUUAUGUAUACAGUGAAUCAUCACCUCAAGCUGUAUCGCAGGCAUAUUCACAACAAUCGACUCCCAAGACUGAUGAAAGCUCAACCGAUUCGUUGUCGAGUACAGGAAAAUAAUUAUUGUAGUAUAAUAGAUUUAUGUAUGUAUUUAGUAUAUACAUAUACAAUACAUUAUUAAAUAUAAUUUAUAUAUAUUUAUAUAGUUAAAAAGUAAUCCUACUAUUAUAUUUGACAGUUCCAAUUCGCCAACCUUUGGUUGCAUUCAAAUUGACUACUGUAAUAACUAAUAAUACGUAAGAAAGUGCUCGCCUUCAUACAAAUCGUCAUUAAAUCAGAAUACCGUAUCGCAUAAAAGUAUUGUACUUGCAUCAGUAUGUGCAUUCACAUACGAAAACGUUCCAUAAUGAUUGUCUAAAUACUUUAAUAUUAUCUUGACAGGGUAAUCGCACUAUUAUUAAUUUAUAUUGACGACGUAGUUACCAAGCACAGAUUUAUUCACGACUAGCUUAUCACGAACUCGAAAUAAAAACAUCGUGCCUUAUUUUGUUUUAAAUCGUGAACGACGAAUAUUUUAAUCUAAAAAGUGAGAGUAUACUUGUUAGUGUAUGGUACGACAGUUAUAAAUGCGAAUUGUAACACAAUAAAAAUAGUACAGAAAGCCAUUUUGGAUAUGAAAAUUAUUCACGAAAUUACUUCGUGUUUUGAUUUUUUGAAUGCAACUGGAUGUGUAUUUUUGAUAAUAAAUUAAAUGAAUUCUUUUUGAUUAUCAAAAAAAAAAAAAAAAAAUUGGAGUAUUAAAUUAUUAAUAUAUAUAUAUAUAAAGUAUAUACUUAAUUUUAUUGAGAAAAUAAUAUAUAUAUAUUUAUAUAUUAUAUAAUAACGUUUAGCACGAUAGCCACUACGAAGUGCCAUAGACCAUUUAUUAUUGUUAUCAUUAUUAUUAUAAUAAUAUCCUUAAUGUAAAAAUAUACUACAUUUUAUUUUUAAAUCAACAGAAAUAUUCUCGUCCUUGUACAUCACUUGAAAUAUUCAAAGUAAUUUACUUUUUUAUUAUAUACUUUUUAAAUUUAAAAUCAUUAAUUUAAUUUUCUACUUUAAGUAUUCUAUAUUAAGUUAAUGCUUUGUAUUUGCAUUAACGUUUUUAUUCAUUAUUAGUUUAUAAUGUAUUAAUGUCUAUUGAAAUACUGUAUAUAAAAAUUAUGUAUGAAAAUGUAAACUAUUUAAUAACAAUAUAUAUUUUGUGUUAUUUAUACCAAUUUA
Messenger RNA from Aphis gossypii (cotton aphid), 4893 nucleotides. RefSeq lists its product as uncharacterized. The record is from RefSeq and is a predicted model, not a curated record. NCBI's taxonomy places the organism in Eukaryota, Metazoa, Arthropoda, Insecta, Hemiptera, Aphididae.